Argiope bruennichi is the source of this 3328-nucleotide messenger RNA. RefSeq lists its product as uncharacterized. Lineage: Eukaryota; Metazoa; Arthropoda; Arachnida; Araneae; Araneidae. Bases 685 to 3081 code for a protein of 798 amino acids. The transcript is spliced from 7 exons. The record is from RefSeq and is a predicted model, not a curated record.
UGUAGGCCAAGAAAGGUAAUCGCCAUAACGACUCUCCGUCCCUAUUUGGGAAGUAGGGCAGCAGCUUUCUCUCUCGUUUGGGAAAGGGGAGAUGUCGUCUGCUGACUUUUCUUCACUUUCGAAACCACUCGCCUCGACUCGACCGGACAUUGCAUGCGGAGAGUCAUAGGGAAUACAAAUCGUUUGGCGCUGCAGCCGUAUUCCGCGUUUCCGCGCUUUUCUCGUAUGGAUUUCACUUGACGAUUGCUUUUCCAAUCUAUAAGAUGAUAAAGUGUUUAAAAAGAGUAAAAAGGAAAACUGACGGUUCGAAAAAGUUCUGUUGAUGUUGUUCCGUUGAAUGGACGAUUUAUAACUAUUAUUGGAAUACAUGUUUCUUUUGGAUUAUUAGUUGUGGAUUAUUUUUUAUAUUCGCGUAGAAAAAUUUGUCAAAAUAUUUUGUUCGGCCAAAGAGCGCACUUGAAGAAGCGAUGUUCCAGUGUGGACCUCUUUCUCCGAGUCAAACCUUAGUUUCUGAUCAUUUUAAGCAAGCGCCAAUAGAUCUACAGAAAUCAGAAGAUAUCCUCAACAUCCAUAGAACAUGACAUAAGAUUAUCAGUUUGGAUAUGAUGAAUAGAUGGAUAAUGUAAUCAAUAUUUAUGAUAUCAAGAAUGUUGUUCCAUUAAAAGAUAUUCAAACUAAUUAUCCAUGUCUCUGGAUUCGGACCUUACCGCUGGAUUCCAGGUGAAAUACUUGGGGUCCAUCUGUUUCACUAGGAAGAAACGCAAACCUCUGAAAGGAAUAGUGUCGCUGCAGAGACCACUACUAGACCUCUACACUGAAGCUCGACGUAGAGGUGAAAAUCACAGAAGUAUUCAUCCUUUGGCUCUAACCCAACAUUUGGAGAUUUGCGAUUAUGGCUUGGUGGUCGCUGAAGGUACUAACAGAGGAGAGACGGUCAUUACCAAAGUUAUUACUCCUCUGUCCAAUGUUAUACUUUGGGCAGCUGUCCGAUUUCACGCGAGGAUCAUCAAGAAAAGGGUCUUUGGGGCAGCCUUCGUUCCUCUUGCCUGCUCUGAUGGCGUCUUGGACCACAAGUCCUACAUUUGCUUGGCGUCCAAGCAGCGAUUUCUGGUCAGUUUGACCCAUCCUUCUGUGUUUGCGUGCAUCUACAGGAGUGUGUCUUCGCCAACAACUUUUGAAUGCCACGCGUUUGUGUGUGCAACAGCUGAAGAUGCGCUGGCGGUCGCUGGACUAGCCACCCUGGCUAGUCAGCAGAAUGACCUACCAUCAGUUCGUAGGAGUCUGUACUUGGACCACCAGCCUAGACGACGGAUAGCAGCGUCUGUCGAUUCUGGAACUGACUAUUACACGCCCUCUGAUGUUACUCCUGCACCUAGAGAAGAAGAAGAUAGGGGGUACGGACCACCAUUUCGGGAAAAUGUGAUUAUCAGAACAGACACGGAGGAGGAAUCAAACUCUUAUGCCAGUGUUAUAAAGGCAGCUUCGCCGAAUAUGGGACGACGACGAUUUGGUAUGGGGGCUCGUUCACAGUACAGGACUCAACCUCGAAAGCGAUUCAUGAAUCACAGAGAGGCGCGGGCUCUCAUCGGAAGGUGCGGAGUUCCCGGUAGACCUUUGCCUGAAGACGAGGAGCUUUGGAGAGCAUCUCUUCCACCCCAUGUCAGAAAUCCAGAUCUUCUUGAAGAACAGCAACGAUUAACACCAGCGUACGACCAAAGUGAGCCAGAUCAAGCUCCAAGUGAGCUGACCACACCGGACACCCGGUACAGGAACAUAUCGACCAUGACCGAAUCUCGUCCAGUGGAACCCAAUAACAACAAGGAGACGGAUGUCAAAGAAGCAUACCUUGUCCACCCCACAGAAGUGUUGGCGGAGACCAUCGACCUUAGCAGCGAAUCGGCCUUGUCCGCUCACUCCUCCGCAUCUUCAACGGCAGGUUGGCGACCUUUGUUGCCUGCCGAUGCGCCAACGGACGACCCACCACUCAUCAAAUACACGUACUUUGGAUACGAGACAUAUGCCAGACCCACUGACGCCAACAGAAAGGUUUCGGGAGCAUCAGCUAACGGUUCUUCUGAAUUUGGUGGGCAAUGUGUCGUCAAACCACCGUUGGUGGAGAUCCACGAUAACAGUGGAAGAACGUCCAUCACCAAGAGGAUGGUGGAACAGAGGAGGCCCAAGAACAGGAAAACCCAUCAGAAAUCUGGUGACAGCCAUAAAGAAGGCGUAAUCAAAGGCAACGGCACUGGCAAAGUGACCAUUAACGUCUCUUACAACAAUCUUCGACCCGAAAGUCGCAACUCGUCUGCUUCGUCCAGAACAGUCCCUCACGGAGUACGGUCUUUCCACAAGAAUGGCCACGUUCGCAACUGGUCAUCUCUGAGCCAAACCUCGGCAUCUUCCUCAUCGUCCUACAGAGGAAUGACCACACUUCCGACAACUUCUCACAGAUCCUCCCAGAAAGGACAGCAGCACCAUCCCCAAAAGGUCAUCAGAUGGUCAUCGGAGGAUCGACUUCCUCGGAGACAGAGUGGUGGCUUUUUCCUGAGCCUUAAGAGGUUGAGCAUCCAGUCUUUGACCAAAGCAAAACACAAGACUGGAAAGUUCAUCUCGAGCAUGAAAACAAGAUUGAUGGGUACCAAGCGUUCUUCUGCGGACGGUUCAGAAGAUUCAGCUUACGAUACUUCAGAAGUGUGCCUCAGCCCAAGCGGUCGCCAAGGCUCCUCCUCGCCAUCACGCCAACCCGCCCAGAGGAAUGCCGCUCGUCGCCAACAAUCUUGGAGUUUCCAUGAUCUUAGGUCUGCCGCUGUUGAGAAACCAGUGGUUCGACGGAAUCACAAUGUACACCACAGAAGAAAACACAGAAGACGCAGCAGAAAAGCUGGGCAAAGCUCCUCCUCUUCAGAUUCUGGUGUUGAAGCAGCAUAUCAUUCCGACAACAGCGGUCGCAAGUCCGAUCCCGGCCGCUUGACCAAUGGUUCUGGUGUAACGCGAGUGCAAGUGCAACAUGGCAUGGGCACUGGAACUUUUCAGAGGUGGUCGAAUACCAACAUACAAGAUGAGCUGGGAUACAUUCCAUAAAGAUAAAAGUAUCUGACUUUCAGACUGAGUCUUUCAAAUCACUGAGUGCCAACUUUAAAUAGCAUCGCUAGCAACUUGCAGAGAUGUGAGAAUAACUGUAGAAUAAAAGAAAAGUGAAUGACUGAGAGACUAGUUAUUAAGGAUUUGUCUGCCGGAGUAAUUUUAGCGUGUUUGUAUCUAAGUGGCAAUGAGAAAAUCAUGUUCUGGAUACCAUGAUUUAUGUGUAAUUAAAGAUGUUUCUUUUUCA